GCAUUCGAAUCAAAUUCUUACUUCGCCAACACAUUACCCUCCAAUUUUUAAACUUUAUCAUUUAUGCUUGCAGAGACCAAAAAGAAGGCUCCGAUCAUAGCCACCAACCAACCUCACGUUCAUGGCGACCAAGUUCUUGGCCCUAUGCAUACGCAACGAGAGCUGGGGUGACCUCUCACCCCGGCCCCACUACCCCUCCAUGCCAAAGUACCCCAAAGGUGUGGCGGCUGAAGAGACCAGCCUGGCAGCCGGAGCUGAGGAUAAGGCUUUGUUCUCUGUCACGGGCAUGACGUGCUCCGCCUGCGCCGGGUCAGUCGAGAAGGCCGUCAAGAGGCUCCCGGGGAUUCGCGAGGCUAUUGUCGACGUCUUGAACAACCGGGCGCAAGUUAUGUUCUUUCCCAAUUACGUUAACGCGGAGACUAUUCGCGAGACGAUUGAAGAUGUUGGAUUCCAAGCCACUUUGAUUAAUGAUGAGGAGGGAAAUGAGAAGUCCACAUUGAUAUGCAGAAUUCUGAUAAAGGGAAUGACUUGCACUUCUUGCUCGACCACUGUUGAAUCAGCUUUACAGGCAGUUGAUGGUGUACAAAAAGCCCAAGUUGCCUUAGCAACUGAAGAAGCAGAUGUUCACUAUGAUCCAAAGAUUGUGAGCUACAACCAGCUGUUGCAAACCAUUGAAGACACUGGAUUCGAAGGCAAACUCAUUACUGCAGGGGAACACAUGAGCCGGAUAGAGCUUGAAGUUGAUGGUGUAAGGACCGAUCGUUCAAUGAGGAUACUUGAACAGUCUCUUCAAGCACUCCCUGGUGUGCAAGCUGUAGACUUCGAUUCUGAAAUCAAGAAAAUCUCUCUUUAUUACAAAUCAGAUAUUACAGGGCCAAGAAGUUUCAUUAAUGUGAUUGAAACAACCGGGUCCAGGCGUUUCAAGGCAAGGAUUUUUCCAGGAGGUGAAGCAGGAAGAGAUAGUCAUAGAAAGGAGGAAAUUAAGCAGUAUUUUAGAGUCUUUCUGUGGAGUUUGGUUUUCACUAUUCCGGUGUUUUUAACCUCCAUGGUCUUCAUGUAUAUUCCUGGAAUUAAGCAUGGCCUAGAAACUAAAAUUGUGAAUAAUCUCAUGAUUGGGGAGCUCAUGAGAUGGAUUCUGGCCACCCCGGUGCAAUUCAUUAUAGGCCAGAGGUUCUAUACUGGGGCAUACAAAUCACUGCGCCAUGGUUCCGCCAAUAUGGAUGUGCUAAUCGCAUUAGGAACAAAUGCAGCCUAUUUUUAUUCGGUCUACUCGGUAGUGAGAGCUGCUACCUCUCCAGAUUUUAUGGGGACUGAUUUCUUCGAGACUAGUGCCAUGCUUAUUUCAUUCAUUCUCCUUGGAAAGUACCUAGAGGUAUUAACUAAGGGGAAGACAUCUGAUGCCAUUGCCAAAUUGAUGGACUUGGCACCUGAAACAGCGGCAUUGUUGGCACUAGAUGAAGUAGGAAAUGUGAUAAAUGAACAGGAAAUUGAUAGUAGGUUGAUACAAAAGAAUGACAUACUUAAAAUUAUUCCAGGGGCGAAAGUAGCUUCAGAUGGUUAUGUUACAUGGGGGCAAAGCCAUGUUAAUGAGAGUAUGAUAACAGGAGAAGCACGACCAGUCGCAAAAAGAAAGGGUGACUCGGUCAUUGGAGGUACUUUGAAUGAGAAUGGUGUCCUACAUAUCAAGGCAACUAGAGUUGGUUCAGAAAGUUCCCUUUCCCAGAUUGUACGGCUGGUUGAGUCAGCUCAGAUGGCCAAAGCUCCUGUGAUCCUACUUUCAUUCUUGACCUGGCUUUCCUGGUUUUUGGCUGGAAAAUACCACAGCUACCCUGAAUCUUGGAUACCAUCUUCCAUGGAUAGCUUUGAGCUUUCUCUUCAGUUUGGAAUUUCUGUCAUGGUUAUAGCAUGCCCUUGUGCUUUAGGCCUAGCAACUCCCACAGCUGUCAUGGUUGGAACUGGAGUAGGCGCAUUUCAAGGUGUAUUGAUCAAAGGAGGCCAAGCAUUAGAAAGUGCACAUAAGGUGAACUGCAUUGUGUUCGACAAGACGGGGACUCUAACAAUUGGAAAGCCAGUGGUUGUCAACACGCGACUUUUGAAAAAUAUGGUGCUUCAAGAAUUCUAUGAACUUGUUGCUGCAGCUGAGGUGAAUAGCGAACACCCGUUGGCUAAGGCCAUUGUUGAGUAUGCCAAAAAGUUCAGAGAAGACGAAGAGAAUCCUGCUUGGCCAGAAGCAAAACACUUUGAAUCCAUUACUGGGCAUGGGGUGAAGGCCAUUGUUAGGAACAAGGAAAUAAUUGUUGGCAACAAGAGCUUGAUAGUGGAGCACAGCAUUGCGGUUCCAAUUGAUGCAGAAGAGAUACUUGCAAAAGCGGAAGGACUCGCUCAAACUGUAAUUUUAAUAGCUAUAGAUGGAGAAGUGGCUGGAGUUCUGUCCAUAUCUGAUCCACUGAAACCAAGUGCUCGAGAAGUAAUUUCCAUACUCAAGUCUAUGAAAGUUACAAGUAUAAUGGUGACAGGUGACAACUGGGGAACUGCAAAUUCUAUCGCUAAGGAAGUUGGAAUUGAGACCAUUAUAGCAGAAGCCAAACCCGAUCAGAAAGCAGAGAAAGUGAAGGAUUUGCAGGCUUCAGGCUACACUGUGGCAAUGGUGGGAGACGGAAUCAAUGACUCACCGGCACUUGUGGCAGCAGAUGUAGGAAUGGCAAUUGGUGCAGGAACAGACAUUGCCAUUGAGGCAGCUGACAUUGUUCUAGUGAAGAGCAACUUGGAAGAUGUGAUAACUGCGAUUCACCUUUCUAGGAAAACCUUCACCCGUAUCCGUUUGAACUACAUCUGGGCUUUGGGAUAUAACGUUCUUGGCAUUCCAAUAGCUGCAGGAGCCCUAUUCCCACCUACUGGAUUUCGUUUACCACCAUGGAUUGCUGGAGCUGCAAUGGCAGCUUCUUCUGUCAGUGUUGUUUGCUGCUCUCUGCUGUUGAAGAAUUAUAAGAAGCCAAAGGUUCUGGACAACUUGGAGGUACGCGGAAUAAGUAUUGAGUGAUCAAUAAGGAGCUUUUUAAUUCUGUUGUGUGCGUGCGUGUAGGACUCGAGUUUUAGUAAUUUGGGUAGUGGUUUGGCUGAAGAAGCAAAUAUGUAUAUAUGCGUGUACAAAUGCAAUCUUCAUUAGAACAUCAGAUAUAUAUGAAUUUGCAGUGUUGUUACCUUA
Messenger RNA from Malus domestica (apple), 3205 nucleotides. NCBI's taxonomy places the organism in Eukaryota, Viridiplantae, Streptophyta, Magnoliopsida, Rosales, Rosaceae. The record is from RefSeq and is a predicted model, not a curated record.